GUGUGUGUGUGUGUGUGUGUGUGUGUGAGUGUGUGUGCGCGUGUGUGUUUUUCAUUUGCUUCUUUUGUGUUAGCGUUUUAGUACAGUUAGUAUAGUUCAUAUUGUUAGUGCAGUUCAUAUUGUUAGUAUAGUUCAUAAGCAUAAUAUUGUUAGUAUUGGCAAAUUUUGUAGGUUGGUAUUGUUGGUUAGCAUAGUCUGUGUAAUUAGCAUUAUUUAGUGUUAGUAGGUCACCAUGCUUCAGGGGCGUAAGGCCGUUACGGCUGGUGAGGAGGACAUCUGUAUUUACAAGAUCUGCGAGACCACCAGUGAGGACGGCGUCCCCACGAUGAAUCUGGCCUCGAACAUCCCAACCAGGAAGCAGUCUGAUGUGAAGUUCAUCAGGAAAACCCAGAAGGACCCCACUGGCCUCCAGGGACUUUGUCGUGAAGCCCAGAAUAUGAAGACCUCAAGUCACCCAAGUAUUGUCAAGUCACUCGAGGUGAUCAACACCAAGGAAAUGUUGGUCCUCUUUUCAGAAUACGCAAGCAGAGACAACCUGUGUGACGAUUUUCCGCACCGUGGCCAAGUGACGGAGGAGGUUCCAGACAAAUUCUGCCGGCUGUUAUCGGUUGUGGAGUACUGCCACCAACAAGGUAUGAUCGGCGGGUAUCAGAAGCUGGAGACGCUGCUUUUUGACAAGAAGCUGAAGCAAAGGGAGGACACCCCUUCCGCAAACGCUUGGAGCCUGGGGGUGGUUUGGUACUGCUUGGCCACCGGGUUUGAGCCGUUUGAGGGGGAAGUCUUCUGGGAUACGGAACGAAAUAUCGAAAACAGGGAACACAGUGCUUUAAUUUUCAUGUCCCUGGAGAGUAAAAACAUGUGGUACACGUUGACAACUAUCCAGCCCACGAUCAGGACACCAAACAGAUUCUGCUGCUGGGGCUCCAUCCCAACCUGUUCCAGCACAGGCCUGUCCUCAGAGCGGAGUAGUCUGACCUCCGAAGGGACUAGCAUAGUGACCACGAUUAGCGGGCCCAGAUGCAACUCACCAGCCACAAACUCCGACACCAGCAGUGAAUACAGCCAGCCAGGGAGGAUGUCCCUAGAGCCAAAAAAUCAGGUUCUCCAACCUCUUGAUAAAUUCAAGAAUGUAUUCAAAAAGAACAAUAAAAUAGAACCCCCAAAAAAUGCAAAUAAAUGAGAGCCAUAAGA
Messenger RNA from Leopardus geoffroyi (Geoffroy's cat), 1191 nucleotides. Its product is annotated as serine/threonine-protein kinase SIK2-like. The transcript has 2 exons. Gene Ontology annotation, molecular function: tau-protein kinase activity; ATP binding; protein serine/threonine kinase activity. NCBI's taxonomy places the organism in Eukaryota, Metazoa, Chordata, Mammalia, Carnivora, Felidae. Gene Ontology annotation, cellular component: cytoplasm. The coding region runs from base 233 to 1180 and encodes 315 amino acids. Gene Ontology annotation, biological process: intracellular signal transduction; microtubule cytoskeleton organization; protein phosphorylation. The record is from RefSeq and is a predicted model, not a curated record.